Messenger RNA from Anopheles coustani, 2226 nucleotides. Its product is annotated as leucine-rich repeat-containing protein 40-like. NCBI's taxonomy places the organism in Eukaryota, Metazoa, Arthropoda, Insecta, Diptera, Culicidae. Bases 1 to 2226 code for a protein of 741 amino acids. The transcript is spliced from 4 exons. Gene Ontology annotation, cellular component: extracellular matrix. Gene Ontology annotation, molecular function: protein binding. The record is from RefSeq and is a predicted model, not a curated record.
AUGGAACGGUUUUUGGAAGCGACGGCGGUGUAUUUUGAUGAGUGCAAGUUUCAACACUAUCACGAGCGCAUCUUGCCGAUUACGCACAUAGUCACGUACAGUGCCGUUGCAAUAGAUCAUGCAACUAAAUUGAAGCACCUUCAGCUCGCCCCCAACGAGUAUCUGGAGCGACUGCAAAUCGUCGACAGUGCCAUCGAAAGCGUCCCGAAAACGGUGGCUAACCUGAGGAAGCUACAGUUCCUCGUCAUAGACAAGGCGCUGCUGCAAGUGCUUGACCUCAAUCUAUUCUGUACGCUACCUCAUCUGCGUUCGUUGCAGUUUGUCGACAACCGGAUCAGCCUGUUGCUUCCUGCUGAUCCCCAAAAUUGCGCCUCUUCGCUGAAAGACUUAGAUCUGAAAAAUAAUCAUCUCACUAACCUAAACCUGGCCACCUUCGUGCCAUUUGCUGAUCUCACACGACUGAUAUUCGACGGAAAUGGGAUCUUUUCCGUGUUCACUUCCACCGGCAUUACAUUGAUCCAUCUGUCGCUCUUGUCACUGAUGGGGACCAGGUUGAGCUUCUUCGACAUCGAUCAACUUUUCCUUCCAGAGUGUUCAGCAAUCGACCUAACUAACAAUCGGCUAAAUCCGGUGCCAAAAUUUAGCAAUACAAGUGUGCCCAACCUACAGGUCUUAACACUUAAAGGGAAUCAGCUGAGCACGGUCGAUCUAGCGAAUUUCGAAGAGCUGCAGCAGCUGGCGCACCUGGAUCUGAGCGAAAACCUUCUGACGUCCGUUUAUGCCAGCAGUUCGUUGAAGAAGCACACGGUAUUUUUAAAGUUUCCAGGUCAAAUAUUGUAUGUUACGAUGUUCGAAAACUGUACACUUGCAAACUUUACUGGAUCCGUACAACUGGCCUUGGAGUCUAACGAUUAUUUAGCUGAGCUGAUUGUUUACAACGGCUCGAUCAAGUACCUUCCACCGACCAUACGAGACAUUAGAAAUCUGAAGGUAUUGAACGUACGCUAUACGCAGCUAACGAACUUGAGCGUACUCGAGCAGCAACCGUCCACCAAAUACUUGUUCAUCCAGAUUCAACGACUACUGGUCGGCUCCGUUGCAGUGGCCGACCUGAUAGUGGGCGCCUCCCAGGUCGCCGAAUUGCUGAUGUUCAAAAAGUUUCGCGAAAAUACGCUACUACUGCCCAGUGCACUCACACUGAAGGAAUUAAUCUUACAUGAUGCAGUCGCGUUGGGGGAUUUUACUGCCGGGAUGAACUCGUACCUGGAAAGGCUUGAAAUAGAUAGAUGUGCGAUGACCAUCAUUCCACCGUCUGUGCGUAAUCUAGUAAAAUUAAAAGACAUCUCUGUAAAACAUUGCGCUAUCAGGAUAUUGAAUCUGGCCCUGCUCGUCCAGCUCAAACAAUUGGAAACCGCCAUGUUCAUGUGGAAUCAAAUCAGCAGCAUUUAUCCAGCGCAGCCUUCGAUCAUGGAGAACUUUGACUCGCUGAUUCUAUCCCAUAAUCAGCUCAGACAGCUCAAUAUGAGUGCAUUGUUGGGUCUGCAGCGAAUGCGCACCCUUGCCAUCGAUAAUAAUCUGCUAGUUCACGUUCACUUUGGAAACCAAGGCAUUGUAAACUUUCCUCGACUAAGUACGCUUGAUCUGUCCAACAACGUUCUUCAGAAUCUCUCGUUCGUGCAGUUGAGAGCCCCCAACUUGGAGAGCCUGCAGCUAUCGUCCAACGAGCUUACCACCGUCCCGGGACCAUUGCAGAGGUUUCCCAAGCUGGUCACCCUAGCGCUCAGCGGCAACGCACUGUCGUCGGUCAGGUUCGUGGAUUUCCGAGGUCUCGGCCAUCUGGCGCAUCUGGAGAUGGAUAAAAAUCGCUUGCAAACAUUAGACGCCACCACCGCCUUACAGCUGCCCCGGCUCGUGCUGCUAAAGUUGUCCGGCAAUCGGCUGCAAAGCGUUAACCUGGACAAACUUUCCCUGCCCCGCCUCAUCCAGCUGGAUGUCAGCUUUAACCUGCUAACGGACGUCCCGACGGUGUUCGACCAGGACUUCAAGCUUCUGCAGGUAGUCGCCGUCGUGGGCAACCCGUUGACGUGUGCCACGCUGGAAACGCACCGGUCCUACAUCGCAAAGGAGAUACUGAUUCCCAAGUGGCUCCUGACGGAGGCGGAGCUGUGCUCCACCGGGCAACUGUUUGUACUCAACGAAAAACGUCGUGCCUGCUGUGCACCUUGA